UAUGGAGAAAGCGAAGCUAUGGUGGGUGCGAUCCAACUGAUACGCAGGGAUGGGUUCGAGCCAGCAUGAGAGGCUCAAGCGGAAUCUUUAUUCCACUUCGGGUAUGCAUCUCUUGUCCGCCGAGAGCAGCGAUUUGUCGAUCCCGAUGGAAAUGCAGCGGCAAAUCCUUCACAGGCCGUGUCCAGCGGCUCUCAACUUCCACUCCACAAUCGCUUGGCUGCGCAGGGAUUCCAUUCCCAGGAGGACCAGCUCCAGUCCAGGUAUUCUCCACAAUCAGCUCGAAUUUGGAGGUCCCCGUCUCCUUCCCUCCACGGAUUCGCUACCAGCAACCUCUCUGCCGGUACCGGCGAACGCAUUUGCGCCACCGCCAGCGAGCGAAGAAGCGGCUGUCCUCCGGAUCCAGGCUCUCUACAGGGGAUCCAGGGUUAGAAGGUCGGCCAUAGCCAAUAAGAAAUGUGUGGUGAAAGUACAAGCAACGUACAGGAUGUGGAGGGAUCGAAGUAGCUACAGAAGGAUGCAAAGAGCCGCCGGGAGGAUCCAGCAGAGUUUCCGGGCUUGGAGAGAGCGGAGGCUGGAAGCUCUGGAGCAAAUGCUGCUGUUGGAAAGGAGAUCAGCUCUCGUGAUCCAGGCACACGCUCGCGGGCUUCUCGUCCGGCGUUGGAGGAGAGAACUGGAACAGGAGAAACGAGUUCAGGCUGCUGCUGCUACUGCGAUUCAAGCCUUCUACCGAGGGUGGCAAACAAGGAGAAAAAUGGAACAGGAGAAACGAGCUCAGGCUGCUGCUGCUACUGCGAUUCAAGCCUUCUACCGAGGGUGGCAAACAAGGAGAAAAAUGGAACAGGAGAAACGAGUUCAGGCUGCUGCUGCUACUGCGAUUCAAACCUUCUACCGAGGGUGGCAAACAAGGAGAAAAAUGGAACAGGAGAAACGAGCUCAGGCUGCUGCUGCUACUGCGAUUCAAGCCUUCUACCGAGGGUGGCAAACAAGGAGAAAAAUGGAACAGGAGAAACGAGCUCAGGCUGCUGUUGCUACUGCGAUUCAAGCCUUCUACCGCGGUUUGCAAACAAGGAGAAAAAUGGAACAGGAGAAACGAGUUCAGGCUGCUGCUGCUACUGCGAUUCAAGCCUUCUACCGAGGGUGGCAAACAAGGAGAAAAUUGGAACAGGAGAAACGAGCUCAUGCUGCUGGUGCUGCUACGAUUCAAGCGUUCUACAGAGGUUUGCAAACAAGGAGGCGGUACCUUUUGGCGAAGAGCAGCGCAGGGAGGAUCCAGGCGGCGUACAGGACGUGGAGAUUGUCUCUAAAAAGAGAAAUGGCUGCCAACGUUAUUCAAAGGUUCGUAAGGAGACGCAAAGAAGCCAUCUCUCGGCCGGAGCCCAUGGGAGCCACUACAGAAGAUUGGAACACUGUCAGAGUGGAGCACUUGGAUCAGUGCCUGGACACUUGCCUUGCGGCGUUAAACCCUCCUCUUCCGCUAGAGCGGCGGCCAAGCUCGUCUCCAGACCACACGCACCAGAGCCUCAACGAGAAGAGACUCCAGCAAGUCGCCAGAGUUUUUCUACUGCAGCACCACAUUGCUCUUCAGCAACAACGCGCAAAGAACGCACCACCAUUCCCUCCAAACCGGAGCCAUCUACAGAACUCUCAAAACCACUACAGGAACUCCCACGUAAACACGAACGCCAGCAACACAACCACAAUCUCGAAGAACAGGAUCGGAGAUGGAGACGUGGUUUUGGAUGUACACUACCUCCUCGAGGAAGUACGUAAGCUCGGUGCCUCCUCCGGCUCGGUUGUGUACAUGCAAAACGAUGACUCCACCUUGUUCGGCUCUGCCAACCAUGAAAUCAUCGACUUUAAACGAAUGAACGCUUUGCUGGUGGUGUUCGUCGCUGUGGUUGUCUACACAAGGAGCAUCUGCCAGGAAGUUUUUGUCUGGGCAAAGCAGUCUACGAAGAAGUAGACCACAAAGCUCUCACCUGGAACAAGCUCGACAGUAACACACAAACUUUAGGAUCCAGAGACUGGAAAUCUAAACACUACAAGUUACAUACACCAAUACAAAUUGUUUGUAGUCUAGGACAA
Messenger RNA from Selaginella moellendorffii, 2085 nucleotides. RefSeq lists its product as uncharacterized. Bases 50 to 1963 code for a protein of 637 amino acids. The transcript is spliced from 2 exons. Gene Ontology annotation, molecular function: protein binding. NCBI's taxonomy places the organism in Eukaryota, Viridiplantae, Streptophyta, Lycopodiopsida, Selaginellales, Selaginellaceae. The record is from RefSeq and is a predicted model, not a curated record.